AAAGCAUCCAUCUCAAAAACACCCUCACAAGUCAAAUAUAAUUCUCAUUUUCAAAACUUGCAUAAAAAAAAAACCUCAAAAAAUUUCUCUCACACUUCUCUAUCAUAAAUCACAUCUCCCCUCCAAACCAUAUUUUAUUUUAACCCAAUGCCACCCCCUCCCUCCCCUCUCACUAUUUCUCCUCCCAUUUCCCCUCUUCCAUGAACCUUCUCCCUCGAAGCCUCUUUUUUUCCAUGGAGAUUUCAUCAUUCUAUCUCAUUCUCAACAAUACCUCAACAUUCCUCUCUGUCUCUUCAUUAAUUCCAUGAUUCCCCCUUCCUUCCCUCAUUGAUUCCCAAAAUAAAAAAGAAAAAAGAAGAAAAGCAAAAACACUUUAUUAUUCAUUUCCAUAUUCCCACCAAUAAUGAGGCCUCUCCAAACCCCUUCUUCCCCUGCCGACGCCGGGAAAUCCAGCCGCCGCCGCCGCUCCGACCUCACUCUCCCCCUCCCCCACCGCGACCCCUCCCUCGCCGUCCCCCUCCCCCUCCCCCCUCCAUCCGCCUCCUGCCAGCUCAACUACUCCGACCUCGACCGCCUCAGCCGCAUCGGCAGCGGCGCCGGCGGGACCGUCUACAAAGUCCUCCACCGCCCCACCGGCGGCGUCUACGCCCUCAAAGUCAUCUACGGCAACCACGAGGACGCCGUCCGCAACCAGAUGCGCCGCGAAAUCCUGAUCCUCCGCGACGUGGACCAUCCCAACGUCGUCAAAUGCCACAACCUCUUCGACCACAGCGGCGAGAUUCAAGUCCUCCUCGAAUUCAUGGACAAGGGCUCCCUCGAAUCCACCCACAUCCCCCACGAGCAGCCCCUCUCCGACCUCGCCCGCCAGGUCCUCGCCGGAUUGGCCUACCUCCACCGCCGCAAAAUCGUCCAUCGCGAUAUCAAGCCCUCCAAUCUCCUAAUCAAUUCGCGCCGCCUCGUCAAAAUCGCCGAUUUUGGGGUUUCUCGCAUCCUCGCGCAGACGAUGGAUCCCUGCAAUUCCUCCGUCGGCACGAUCGCCUACAUGAGCCCCGAGCGGAUCAACACCGAUUUGAACCACGGCCAGUACGACGGAUACGCCGGCGACAUCUGGAGCUUGGGCGUCAGCGUUCUCGAAUUCUAUUUGGGGAAAUUCCCCUUCGCCGUUGGGAGGCAGGGGGAUUGGGCGAGCCUCAUGUGCGCGAUCUGUCUGUCGCAGCCGCCUGAGGCGCCGCUCUCCGCCAGCCGCGAAUUUAGGGAUUUCAUCUCCUGCUGCCUUCAGAGGGAUCCGGCGAAGAGGCUCUCGGCGGCGCAGCUGCUCAAGCAUCCGUUCAUCGUGCAGCACUCCUCUCCCGGGGGCGGCGGCGCGGUUCAUCACCAGGCAGCGGCGCACCAGCUCCUGCCGCCGCCGCCGCGCCAGCAUUAUUCCUCGGCUUGAUUGAAGGUUUUUUUUUUGUUCUUGAAAAAAGAGUAAAAAUUUUAUGGUGUUGAGCUUCCUUUAGUCUAAAAAUGGUAGUCUUGUGGAAUUAAAAUCAUGUUUUUUAGAAGGGAGACUGAUGAUUCAUGUACAACAAGGCAGAAGAUUAAUGAAUUCAAUCAUCAAAAACCACUUCCACCAUUUUUUGUGUAUUUUAUUUAGCUGAAAUGAAGCUAAUUUAGUUGUUUUGGGGGAUUA
Molecule: messenger RNA, 1672 nt
Organism: Salvia splendens (bonfire salvia)
Lineage: Eukaryota; Viridiplantae; Streptophyta; Magnoliopsida; Lamiales; Lamiaceae
Product: mitogen-activated protein kinase kinase 5
Exons: 1
Coding region: 404-1435 (343 amino acids)
Biological process (GO): protein phosphorylation
Cellular component (GO): cytoplasm
Molecular function (GO): protein serine/threonine kinase activity; ATP binding
Source: RefSeq, a predicted model, not a curated record